AGAGAAUCAUAGGAACUUAGCUUUGUGCAUAAAGCGUGCAGAGGUGGUAAUAAAUAAGCUAAUAAGUUGUCAUAAGUUAUAUGUAAAUGACGUAAACGGAAACACAGAAAAGUAGCUGAACUCCGAUUAAGCGUAAUGACCAGUCUUGGCGUCUUGGGCUCAGAGAACAGUGCGGGGGUGGAACGUGGCAUACAAGAUCUGGUCUCGGGUUUGCUUUUUUUGGUGUUCGAUUGGGGAGGAAGGCUAACAGGAAAUGAAAGACUUCCAUAAAAUCCAAAGGAACAAAAGGGAAUAGAUUGCAUGUGCGCAGAGGGGAUACUAACCGACUUAAGGAGCAGAAAACCUGGCAAGGGUUACAAGGCUUGACCAUAGAUGACAGCGGUCUGGGUGCCCCACUAUAUCCGGUAGGGAGUGAGAAACUACAUUUCCCAGCAUGCUGUGUAUCUCUGGGUGACGUCAUCUUUUGGUGACGUCAUCUUUGCAGUGUUGGAAGACUGGGUCUGGGUGGAGAUUUGGAAAAGGCUACUCAAGCUGGAGGUAUCCCACCCGGGUGAUAUUGGAACCCCAAAUUUGGCCGGUCCGCAUAGAAGCGGAAGGAAGGGGGAUUUUUUCCCCCUUCUAGAUGUCCACCAUGGAGGCCUUCCUGGACCCAGGUGACAAAGACCUACUGGAUUUCCUGAAGGAGGAAGGGGGAGAUCUGUGGGGCAUAUCUGGGGAGGGGCAAGAGGUCCAGCAGGAUGAUGGGAUGCUGUCUCCUGAAGUGCUGAAUGAAUGGGAGGCAGAAGAUUUCCUGAUGUCCCUGCUGAGCCCCCCCACCUCACCAUCCCUCCCAAAUCCUUCUAGCUACAGUUUCAUUCACACUGAUCACACCUACUCCCUGAGCUGGAACGUACAGGCUUCUUCCCAAGAUGUAUACAUUGAUCUAGAUGAUAGGAGUCUUGAGGAUGUGGCUGAAGAAGCAAAGGUCUCUUUUCAGAUGGAAGAAAUGACCUUUAAGCAUGAAUUUCCUCAGUUAAUAUUGACAGAUGAAGAGAAAAGGCUGCUAACAAAAGAGGGAUUGACCCUUUCUGAAACUCUCCCCCUUACUAAGGCAGAGGAGAGAAUCUUGAAACGAGUUCGGAGGAAGAUUCGGAACAAACAAUCAGCUCAAGAAAGUAGAAGGAAGAAGAAAGUGUAUGUGGGAGGGCUAGAAAAUAGGAUCAUAGCUUGCACAGCCCAGAACCUGGAGUUACAGAAGAAAGUCCACCUCUUGGAGAAGCAGAAUUUGUCCCUUUUGGAUCAGCUAAAGAAAUUCCAGGCUUUGGUAGCUGAGAUGACAACUAAACCCACCAGCAAUAGCACUUGCAUUGUGGUCCUGCUCUUCUCCUUCUGCCUCCUCCUCUUUCCUGCCAUGUAUCCCUCUGAGAUUCGGGGCCACCAGCCAGCAACUGUCAUGCUGUCCCGUCAGAUCCGGUCUCUUCCCAGUGAUAAUCUCUCUCUUUUUCUGGAAUAUCCUGCUUGGCCGACAGACGAGAAAUCAGAGGUUACCUUCAAUCCAUCAGCAGAUUCAACAACCUCUCUAGCCCCAGUAAAUUCUUCCUCUGAUUCUUUUGCUGGAACAAGUGAUGAACAGAUUUUGAUGCCACCAGACCCAGCCCACUCCACUCUUCUGCCUUCAGAGGCCACCAAGAAGCACAGCUGGGCCCCUACUACACCCACUAUCAUUCUUCGAGGACGGCACUCCAAUGAGAUGUGAUUAUAGAGGCAGGAAUUAAGAUGCUGGACAGACUGAGGAAAUGCCCAGAAUAUCAGGGAAUACUGAACAGGCAAAAGUUGAAUGGUUUUGUAUAUACAUAUACUAUCUCCUUAUACCUUGUAUUAUCUCCUCAUACUUUGUGGGCUCCAUAUUGUAGAUAGCAAUAAAAAUGAUGUAUCUGAGGCUGGCCCUCCCAGACCUGAGAAUUCAUAUUAUACUCUUA
Messenger RNA from Sarcophilus harrisii (Tasmanian devil), 1958 nucleotides. RefSeq names its product cAMP responsive element binding protein 3 (gene CREB3). Gene Ontology annotation, molecular function: DNA-binding transcription factor activity, RNA polymerase II-specific; RNA polymerase II cis-regulatory region sequence-specific DNA binding. The transcript is spliced from 10 exons. Gene Ontology annotation, biological process: regulation of transcription by RNA polymerase II. Lineage: Eukaryota; Metazoa; Chordata; Mammalia; Dasyuromorphia; Dasyuridae. The record is from RefSeq and is a predicted model, not a curated record. Gene Ontology annotation, cellular component: nucleus. The coding region runs from base 623 to 1735 and encodes 370 amino acids.